AUGUCCUUCAAAUCUCACGGAUUUGAAACCUCGAUUGACGUCGCUCGACGGCAACAAUACCACGUAGCCCAGUUAGCAGGUCACAAACGACCACUCACUACCGAGGAGCAACCUUUGCAGCUGAAGACUGAGAAACGAAGCCACACAGGCCUUCGGCUCCAAAAACAGCCACAUGAUGAAUUGCAUAUUGAGGAAUCCACACCUCUAGAGUCCGCUCGAGCCUCGGCCCCUCCGAAUCGAUUUACUGCAAGCAGGAUCCAUCCAGGCCCGGACUCGGCCGUAUCAGCGCCAGAAGAUGAACAGCCACAGAAAAAUACUGCAUCGACAUCUGUGCCGGGCUCUAGCCAGAACCCUUUGCUCUCAUUGGCAAAUCCUACAUAUGGUCUUCCUGCUACACUCAUACAUAAUUUUGCUACAUUGGGAGUGACCAGUGUCUACGCAUGGCAGGCAUCGUGCUUACUAGCUCGGGGUCUUUUAUUGGGUGAGCGACACUUGGUAUACACGGCCCCUACUGGAGGAGGGAAAUCCUUGGUCGCGGAUGUGUUAUUGUUGAAACGCAUUAUUGAGAAUCCCACUCGCAAGGCGAUUUUGGUUUUGCCUUAUGUGGCUCUAGUCCAAGAGAAAUUGAAAUGGAUGCGCCGAAUCGUUGAGGGCGUGGAGAAGAAUGUCCCUCCUGAUGAUGAUGACAAGGAAGUGUCGAAAAGCUCAAUGUUCAUGCGCAGGCGCCAUCAGAAAUUACAGAAACAAAUCCGUGUGACGGGCUUCUUUGGAGGAAGCCGAACUACGACGACAUGGGCUGAUACCGAUAUUGCUAUCUGUACGAUUGAGAAGGCAAAUUCAUUGAUCAAUACUGCGAUUGAGGAGUGCAGCAUCGGAGACUUGGGUGUGGUUGUACUGGACGAGCUACACAUGCUGGAUGAUGAACAUCGUGGAUAUCUUUUAGAACUCAUGGUCACAAAACUCCUGUUACUACAGCAGGAUAUUCAGAUUGUGGGGAUGAGCGCAACUCUCUCGAAUACCGAGAUGCUUGCCCAGUGGAUGAAUGCUAGGUUCUUUAUCUCGACAUAUCGACCAAUUCCUAUCGAUGAAUACCUUGUAUAUGAAAAUGCGAUUUAUCCAGCUGCAACUUCCAGGCAGUUGUUCCAAACAGCUUCCAAGCUGACAGCCUCGACUUCAUUGCAAGAUUCGAUAGCUCCGCAUAGAAACAUUGAGCCUUCAGAAUACAAAGAGCUCAGCAAUGGUGCGACCAAUGCUAUGGUUGCGUUGGCAGUGGAAACCGCUUCGGCAGGCUACGGGGCUUUGGUAUUUUGCGGAAGUCGUAAUGCCUGUCAGAUUCAUGCCGCAACCAUCGCGGAAGCCAUGCCUCAUGUUGAAGACAAAGAAGAGUUGGAUCAAAGACUUGAUCUUCUUGCAGAGCUGAGAAGUCUCGCAUGUGGCCUGGACCCUGUUCUCCAGCAUACCGUAAUCAAAGGGACAGGUUUCCAUCACGCUGGCAUGACAACCGAGGAACGAGAACUUAUUGCAGCGGCAUAUGACUCCGGUGUUCUGAAAGUGCUCAUCGCUACAUGCAGUCUAGCUGCUGGAGUCAAUCUACCCGCUCGACGGGUGAUCAUCAAUGGGGCUCGAAUGGGUCGAGAGCUGGUUGGACCUGCAAUGUUCCGACAAAUGUGUGGCCGAGCUGGACGCAAAGGGAAAGAUGAUGCAGGCGAGACGUAUUUGAUAUGCAUUAAGGCGGAUCUGGAAGCCGUUUGUGAUUUAUUGGACGCAGAUAUGCCUGCCAUAGAGAGCUCGCUUGUUCCGGAAAAGCGGGGUUUGAAAAGGGCUUUACUCGAGGCUAUCGCAACAGGGCUGGUCUCUGGCUGCGAGGCGAUCAAGGAAUAUGUACAGUGCACACUGUUAUAUCGCACCCUCGACAAGAAGCUCGUGUACAGUAUCAUGAAGUCUGCUCUGCAGGAGUUGGUCGACGAGGACCUUCUGAUUUUUGAAGAAGAUGUAGCAUACAAAACUACCCUUUUAGGUCAAGCUGUGGUGGCAUCAGCAUUUGCUCCUGAAGAUGGCCUAUUCGUGUACGAAGAGCUAAAGCGAGCCUUGCAGGCCUUUGUAAUGGACGGAGAUAUGCAGGUCUUCUACAUGUUUACUCCCCUGCAGGUGGCUACAAGUACCAACAUUGAUUGGCAAAUUUUCCGCAAUCAACUCGACCUUUUGGAUGAGAGUGGUCUUCGUGCAUUACAAUUCGUCGGAGUUCAGCCGGGAUUUGUUAAUACCAUGGUUCAAUCCGGCGCGUCACUGAAAGAAAUAACCCCAGAACAGAUCCAGAAAGCUCGAAUCUACCGGCGUGCAUACACAGCCUUCCAACUUCGUGACCUAAGUAAUGAGGUCCCCUUAUCGACCAUCGCUCAGCGCUAUCGGAUUCCUCGUGGCACAGUACAGACACUAGCACAGCAGUGUCACGGAUUUGCUGCUGGUAUCGUCAAAUUUUGCCAACGAAUGAACUGGGGUAUGAUGGCAGCUGUGUUGGAUCAUAUGCGUGAUCGUCUCGAAGCGGGGGCUGGCGCGGAUCUGCUGGAAAUGGCUCAAGUGGCAUUUGUCAAGAGUUGGACCGCACGAUUACUGAGAGAUAAUGGAUUUCGUAACCUGCGUGCCUUGGCUGAGGCUGAGCCUAAAGAUUUGGUUCCUGUGCUUAUGAUGGUCAAUCCACGAAAAACACAGAAAAACCAGCUGUAUCCGACAGAGGCAGAACGAUACGCAGUUAAAAUUAUGGCGAAGGCAGAGACUAUUGUUGCUUCUGCGAAUAAGAUUUGGGAUCGAGAAAUGCAAGUACAGAUCGAAGAGUGA
Messenger RNA from Penicillium malachiteum, 2835 nucleotides. Its product is annotated as DEAD/DEAH box helicase. The coding region runs from base 1 to 2835 and encodes 944 amino acids. Gene Ontology annotation, molecular function: nucleic acid binding; ATP binding. The record is from RefSeq and is a predicted model, not a curated record. Lineage: Eukaryota; Fungi; Ascomycota; Eurotiomycetes; Eurotiales; Aspergillaceae. The transcript is spliced from 9 exons.